AUGUCGUCAUCAAAAACUCUCAUUCCUCUCCUCUCAUUGUCCACAGUGAUCUUCCUGUCAGUAUUAGCAUGCCUCUUCUUGUCAUCAUCAUCUCACAUGCUUGUCAGUGGAGAGCCCGAGUCGUCCUCAUUGAACGUUCAGUCCUCUCUCUUGUCUUCCUCGCGUAGUGAAGAUAGAGAAGAAGCAUCACUUCCGAGUAAAUUAAUUCAGCUUCGAAAGACUCGUGUAUCUGGAGGCACCAAAGCAUCGACCAAUGAAUUCCCGUUCAUUGUCUCGAUUCAAUACAUGACUUCUUCAACCUCGGCUGAACAUUUCUGUGGAGGAUCUAUCCUUGCUCCGAAUUUCAUCAUGACAGCAUCUCACUGUUUCUAUGACGACAACGGACGGUUAAUUUCAGCAGCAAAUAUAGUUGUGGUCUAUGGAAGAAACAACAUUGUAUGCUCUCCAUUGAGUUCUUGCACCUAUGUGCCAGCAAAAACCUACACUGUGCAUCCAUCUUACAGCACCAGCACCAUCCGAAAUGAUAUUGCAUUAAUUGAACUUUCAUCAAAUAUUCCCAUUGAUGGACAAAAAACAAGAAUUGCAUACAUUGAAUCAGGAUCAAUGCCUCUCUCCUAUUAUGUAUUUGUGAGUGGUUGGGGUUCUUAUGAUAGUUCAGGAACUAUAUCUAGUUCAUUACUUAAAGCGAAGAUCCCCAUUGUGAGUCUUUCCACGUGCAAUGAUCUUGGAUUACAAACAGUUUCACCAAUGCAAAUCUGUGCUGGAUUAGGUCAGGGUAUUGAUGCCUGUCCAGGUGAUAGUGGAGGUCCAAUCUUUAGAUACUAUUCUGGAACUAAUUUUACAACCAAUGACUAUGUUGUGACAGGAAUUGUUUCCUACGGUCCUGAUGUUUCGUGUGGCACACAAGGCAGUAUUGGAGUGUAUUCAAACACAACCUACUUUUUGAAAACAUUCCUUCAAAGUCGAGUGCCAUCCCUCCAAUUAAGUGCAUUUGAUCCUACCAGAGAUUACAAUGGACAAAAUAUUAACGAUGCAACUUCAGUGUUGAAUUGGAAAAUGAGCUUGUUUUCAAGGUGCAUUUACUUGAGUUCCAUAGUUGGAAUAUUGUUGAUCAUCAUUUCUUUGUAUUAG
This is a messenger RNA of Naegleria fowleri, 1131 nucleotides long. RefSeq lists its product as uncharacterized. The transcript is spliced from 3 exons. Gene Ontology annotation, biological process: proteolysis. Gene Ontology annotation, molecular function: serine-type endopeptidase activity. The record is from RefSeq and is a predicted model, not a curated record. NCBI's taxonomy places the organism in Eukaryota, Heterolobosea, Eutetramitea, Acrasida, Naegleriidae. The coding region runs from base 1 to 1131 and encodes 376 amino acids.